Molecule: messenger RNA, 978 nt
Organism: Enterobius vermicularis (human pinworm)
Lineage: Eukaryota; Metazoa; Nematoda; Chromadorea; Rhabditida; Oxyuridae
Source: the annotation of a GenBank genome assembly
AUGACGAAUCGUUUGGUUGUUGUGCUCGGAUGUACUGGGACAGGGAAGAGUGACCUUGCAGUUUCUAUUGCGGAGAAUUUUAAUGGGGAAGUUAUAAAUGCAGAUUCGAUGCAGUUAUAUAAUGGUCUUGAUAUUGCUACGAAUAAGAUAACUGAGAAGGAGAUGGGUAAUGUGCGACAUCAUAUGCUUAGUUUUUUAGAACCGUCAUGUUCAAAUUUCACUGUUUUCAGGUUUCGUGAGGAAGUCCUGAAAAUUAUAAAAAAUCUCUGGGAUGAUAAUAAAUUACCAAUCCUUGUCGGUGGAACAUCGUAUUACGUAGAGUCUGUCAUAUAUGAAAAUUAUUUAAUUCCAACAGAUAAAGGCUACAGUAACAAACAGCUCGACAAUUUGUCAGAUGACGAGCUAUAUGAGUAUUUGAAGAAAAUUGACAGCGCUUUUGUUCAUAAAAAUAACCGAUUCCGUGUCAAACGAGCGAUUGAGAUAUAUGAGGCUACUGGAGUUACUAAAAGCGACCAUUUGGCCAAGCAGUUGCUAAAGUCGAAUUCUAGUUUAGGUGGUACUUUACGGUUUCCGUUUACAUUAGUAUUCUUCUUAGACGCUGAAAAGGAAAUACUCAAUAAACGGCUUGAAGCCAGAGUGGAUACAAUGGUAAAAAGAGGUCUACGCGAAGAAAUAGAGAAAUUUUAUGACAAGUAUUCGUCGGUGUUACCCACACACGGUAUUAAUCAAUCUAUCGCGCUAAAAGAAUUUCAAGAAUACCUCCGGCUGAAUGAAGAAGAAAGAAGAAGUUUAAGAGGUCAAAAACUAUUUGAGGAAGGAUGUGAGUUACUAAAAGUACAUACUCGGCAGUACUGUAGAAAGCAGCGAUCAUGGUAUGGCUUUUUCACAAUUGCAUGCAUUUAUAAUAUUAGAAGUGUUUCUUGGGACGCUCACUUGAAAGGUCGCAAACACAGGAAACUUUUGAAAAGAAAAGAAUGA